CUGCGGUAACGCUGUUUUUUUGCAUUUCACACUCGUGUGUAUCAAAACAAAAAAAAAGCCGAAAAGCGGAUUGCUCGAGAGCUUGAUUUAAUUUUUUGGUUUUUAUUUUAAGACUAAUUUAAUAAACAAACAGCCGGCAAGAUGGGGCGACGCUCCAUUAAUACCACUAAAAGUGGUAAAUACAUGAAUCCCACAGACCAAGCGCGUAAGGAGGCUCGCAAAAAGGAACUAAAGAAGAAUAAACGACAGCGGCAAAUGGUUCGAGCUGCUGUGUUGAAAAACAAGGAUCCCUCGCAAAUACUGGAGGAGAUGGAGAAGAUUGACGAAAUGGAGUACAAUGUGCUGCAGCCGUCGCCACUCAAUGAGAAGGUGUUGCGGGAUAAGCGAAAAAAGCUCAAGGAGACUUUUGAUCGCGUCAUGCGGCUUUAUCACAAUGAUGAACCCGAGCAUUGGGCCGAGCUGAAACGUAAAGAGGUGGAGUACGAGAAGAAGCGUCUGAAAAAGCAGCAGUACUAUGAGAGUGUAAAGCACGCCCAGAGUGUACAGAUUGAUGAGAUACCGCUGCCGGCGCCCGUCUCCACGUCCAAUGCAAGUAAUGCGAGCGGUGGCAAUGCAGCCAACAGCGUCAGUGGCGGCAGUGGUAGCAAUGCCAACAGCAACAUCACGUUUCCAGGUGGCACGGGCAGCAUACGUAUGCCGCCGCCACCGAUGACUCUGGCGUUGCCUCCGUUUGCUCCAGGAGCUCCGCCUGGCGUCACCAAGCGUGACAGCGAUUCAGCGGCUAACGCUGGUGAUUCGCAGGGCGAUAAACUGAAGGACGACGAGGAUAAGGAUUGGCUGGGUGUGCCACCAGGACCACCACCCGAUCUAUUUGCCAUGUCCGAGCUUGAUUCAGAUGCGGCAGGCAACAGUGACUACGAGGGUGACGAGGGUGAAUCGAUGGCCGGCAGCAUUGAUGAUUUCAUGAAGGAAAUGGAGCAUGUUCACAAGCGCAAGCAUCGGAAGCUGCAGGGCAACGAUGCUGAGCUGGAUGGCGAGCACAAGGAUGACAAACACGACAGCUCCGGUGAGGCAAAGUCACCCACAUUGGCACAUCGUCGUCGUCGGAGGAGGAGCUACAACACCAGCAGUGAGGACGACACUGAUGACGACGACAACGUGGAUGAUGACGAUGACGACGAGGAUGAGGAUGGGGCAAACGAUGAUGACAUGGCUUCCGAUGGUGAGCAGUCUAAUACCAAGUCCAAGCCUAGCACAAAUAGCGGCAGCAAAGAGUCGCUGAAAGCGACGCCAGCAACGCUGACGACGGCUGCCACGGUCACCACAGUGCCAGCACCACCCAUAGCGCCCACACUGCCCGCCAUACCGUUGCCACCAAGUGCACCAGUGCCGCCCCAGCAGCAGCAGCAACAACAACAACAGCAGCAGUUGCCCCAGUUGCCGCAUAUGCGAGGCAUUGCACCGCCUGGGAUUAUGUUUCGGCCGCCACCAAUGCGCCCACCUGGACCCGGCAUGCCGGGCUUUGGAAUGCGCAUGCCGCCAGGACCGCCACCAGGCGCUCGACCGCCUCACGCCCUGGGUCCCAUACCAAGGAUGGGCAUACGCAUGCCACCGGGACCGCCACCUGGGCUGCCACCUCGCAUGGCUGGCGGUCAUCAUGUGAAGCAUGGCAGCGGAGGCGGCGGUGUCGCUGCCAAUGCCAUAGCCAGCAAGGAGCAGGGCAAGGGCAUCACCACCAUUACGGCCAAGCCGCAAAUCAGAUUCCUAAGUGCUGAUGUGACACGCUUUGUGCCGUCCACGUUGCGUGUGAAGCGCGAGGAUCAACGGCGCUCGGCGCGGGCGAAGCACAUGGCGGGUGCCAACGAUGCGAGCGAGCGGCAUAUGCAUGCCCCACCGGAGGCACACAAGCCGCCCACCAAGGACGAUGCGUAUCUGCAGUUCAUGAACGAGAUGCAGGGAUUGCUGUAGCAGCAUCGACGAUUGCAUAGAUUGUACAUUAGAUUUGCCUAGUUUAGUUAUCGUUUAAUGUAGUCCAAGAAAACAAAAUCAGGUGUCAGGUCAUUUGACGAUGCUGCCCGCCCAUCAAUUAGACAGAGAUAGAGAUAGAGAGAAAGAUACUUUUCACUUAACACACACGUAUUUAACUUUCUUAGUCAUGUUAUUCAAUAUUCAUAAUCUAUUCAUUUACCAAAACUCCUUCAGAGUGCCUGAAUAUGACACACUGCGUACACUUUUCUCAGAUCAAUUUGUAUUUUUGUAGCGAAUAACAAUAUGGAAAAUCUGAGAGAAAAUAAGAAACAUAUUUCAAUGAAUUA
This is a messenger RNA of Drosophila sulfurigaster albostrigata, 2315 nucleotides long. RefSeq names its product WW domain-binding protein 11. Gene Ontology annotation, cellular component: spliceosomal complex. The transcript is spliced from 5 exons. The coding region runs from base 142 to 1968 and encodes 608 amino acids. NCBI's taxonomy places the organism in Eukaryota, Metazoa, Arthropoda, Insecta, Diptera, Drosophilidae. Gene Ontology annotation, biological process: mRNA cis splicing, via spliceosome. The record is from RefSeq and is a predicted model, not a curated record.